GAUGCGAAAAGGGGCUCAGAAUGUUGAAGGGACUUGCCCAAAGUCACCUGACGAGCCAUGGCAGAGGCAGAACCAGAACGCUGUUCACUGUGGCAAACACUAAGUCUGUCUCUGUUGCAGGAAAUUAAGGAACCAGAGAGACCGAACAAGGGCAGGAAAGUGUUUAUUUAAGGUGUACACCGGCUCAGCGGACAUGUGUUCUGAAAGUCUGAGCCCAGGACAAAGAAAAUCAGUCCCCUUUAAGCAUUUUGAGGCAGGGAUUAUGUGAAGCAGGAAGCAAGCUUACAGAAGCACGAAUAAAGGCUGUUGUGACACUUUUGCAACAUGUCUUACAUCUCUGGGAAAACUUGGUUUGUAGUUUAUCCUUAUUUGUCUUGUGACCUUGCAGCUGUGCAGGGGAGAAAGAAACAGGAGUUUAUGGAGCCUACAAAAUAUGUGGAGGGCAGAUAUGGUUAAUGUUUCUUGGGACAGACAGUUAAUUUUAUUUUAACUUUGGGGGGGUGUGUAAAUUUUGUUUUAGCCUUGGUUAAUAUAGCAAUUCAUUUUGUGAGCUUUUUUUUUUUUUUUACUAUUACUAUAAUUUUUACUAUUAUUACUUAUACCAUUAUUCUGUUAUUUUCUAAAUUUCCUACUUCAUCUCUGUGCUGGAUGUUCAGACAGUCUUCGCCCUGGAAAAAGGCCCUGUCUAGAAGCCAGAGGUUCUGACUCCAAAAGGGAUUUAUAUCUGUCCAAAGGGAAGACAGGGAGCUGGGUUUCCUGUUGCUCUGUGCAUCCCAUUGUCAGAUGUUGGCUUGUUAAGACCUGCAUCCAAAUGCCUGCAUUUCUUGCCCUUACCUACUUUGGAUAAUAACCACACAUAUUGGUGGCCAUGCCAGGCCUAGAUAAGACCUGAAGUCAGCCUCCACCAGCCCCAGCAUCCCUCUUCUAGGCUGGAUUCUACAUGGGCAAAGCCUUCUAGACAAGCUCAGUGGAAUCUGAAGGGCCCAUCCCAUGGAGGAAUGCUGGGUGACAGAGAUAGCCAAUGGCUCCAAGAAUGGCUUGGAUUUCAACCCUAUGAAGGAUUACAUGAUCCUGAGUGGUCCCCAGAAAAUAGCUGUUGCCGUGUUGUGCACUCUUCUGGGCCUGCUAAGUGCCCUGGAGAACGUGACUGUACUCUGUCUGAUCCUGUCCUCCCACCGGCUCCGCCAGAAGCCCUCAUACCUGUUCAUUGGCAGCUUGGCUGGAGCCGACUUCCUGGCCAGUGUGGUCUUUGCAUGCAGCUUUGUGAAUUUUCAUGUUUUCCAUGGUAUGGAUUCCAAGGCUGUCUUCCUGCUGAAGAUUGGCAGCGUGACCAUGACCUUCACAGCCUCUGUGGGUAGCCUGCUGCUGACCGCCAUUGACCGAUACCUCUGCCUGCGCUACCCACCCUCCUACAAAGCUCUGCUCACCCGCGGGAGGGCACUGGUGACCCUGGGCAUCAUGUGGGUCCUCUCAGCACUGGUCUCCUACCUGCCGCUCAUGGGAUGGACUUGCUGUCCCAGGCCCUGCUCGGAGCUUUUCCCACUGAUCCCCAAUGACUACCUGCUGGGCUGGCUCCUGUUCAUCGCCUUCCUCUUUUCCGGAAUCAUCUACACCUAUGGGCAUGUUCUCUGGAAAGCCCAUCAGCAUGUAGCCAGUUUGUCUGGGCACCAGGACAGGCAGAUGCCAGGAAUGGCCCGAAUGAGGCUGGACGUGAGGUUGGCCAAGACCCUGGGGCUGGUGCUGGCUGUGCUCCUCAUCUGUUGGUUCCCAGUGCUGGCCCUCAUGGUCCACAGCCUGGCCACUACACUCAGCGACCAGGUCAAGAAGGCCUUUGCCUUCUGCUCCAUGCUGUGCCUCGUCAACUCCAUGGUCAACCCUGUCAUCUAUGCUCUGCGGAGUGGGGAGAUCCGCUCCUCUGCCCAUCACUGCCUGGCUCGCUGGAGGAAGUGUGUGAGGGGCCUUGGGUCAGAGGCAAAAGAAGAAGCCCCGAGGUCCUCAGUCACCGAGACAGAGGCUGAUGGGAAAAUCACUCCGUGGCCAGAUUCCAGAGAUCUAGACCACUCCAGUUGCUGAUGAGGCCUCUUCCCAAUUUAAACAACUCAAGUCAGAAAUCAAUUCACUCCCUGGAGGAGAGAGAGGGGUCUUGGCACUCUCUUCUUACUUGAACCAGCCCCAGACACCUAGACACGGACCCGUUUUUGCUGAUGAGUAUUGGAACUGACUCCUGGAAGGCAGCCUGGCCUUGCCCACCUGCACACAGUCUGUUGGAUAGGUAGGGCCCACGAGGAGUAGCCAGGUGGGCGAGAUGCGAAGGGCCUGGGACAGGCUCAGUACAAGUCAAGUCAGGCUUUGUGCCUGCAUCCUCCAGAGACCACAGGAGCCAGAGGGAGCCUCCAGGCCCAGCAAAGAGGGACUUGGGAGAAAUCUGAGAAGAAUGGGUUGUUCUCUUGGGAAGUCAGGGUAUCAGAUGGGAUGGACAUCCAGGUCUUCUCCCUGCCUAAUUGUCAAGGCCUUCUUGGCUCUGGAGCUAUGAAAGGCCCCAACUUUCAGGUCACCCUUGCCACUGAGGACCGAGAACUAUGCUAUGAUAAGGAUUAAGAGUGUUGACUUGCCUCUUUCAAAGAUAAAUGACAAGCCUUCAGUUUGGGGCAUCCUGCUGUUUGGGCGAGGACCCUCUCUGAUAUUCUAAUAAUCCCCACCUGUAACCUCAGGUCCCUGGAAAUACAGAGGAGGCUGGGAUCGCUUGAGACACAAAAAUCUUCAGAGAAUUUUCUUGACCCUCUGAAGUCCUUCCAGCAGCAGUCCUGGUGGUGCUGCUGGAAACAGGCAAUGUCCUGGUCUAACCUAACUCUAA
Chlorocebus sabaeus (green monkey) is the source of this 2854-nucleotide messenger RNA. Lineage: Eukaryota; Metazoa; Chordata; Mammalia; Primates; Cercopithecidae. The record is from RefSeq and is a predicted model, not a curated record.